Dimorphilus gyrociliatus is the source of this 2793-nucleotide messenger RNA. The record is from the annotation of a GenBank genome assembly. Lineage: Eukaryota; Metazoa; Annelida; Polychaeta; Dinophilidae.
GCCUAUCGUGUCACGGUCAUGUGACCUAACAAGGAUAAUAUUUUCCAUAAAAUUAAAAUAGUACUAUUUUGAAUCAACUACAUUUGACUCUCGAUUAAUAGUAAACAUUAUGUUUUUGUUAAAUAACUAUAUUUAGAACUAAUACUUAACUUCAUUUUUUAUGAACUAUAUACGCCAGGUUAAUUACUUAAAUUGACAGGAAUGUGUACAAGUUGAAACUCAUAGAUUUGUACAAAUAAUACUAAAGAAAUGUUUAUGAUAUUUAAUCAAUUUACCAACUCGCUCAUUAUUAUUUUUAUCUAUUAAAGAGAUGUACUAAUUUAUGAAUAUCACAGUAUAAAAUUUAGAACAAUUUUCAGUUUGGAGAAAGGACAAUAAAAAUGUUCAUAAUAGACGAAGUCAAUUCAUUUGGAGAGGAAAUAAUAAUCAUCGAGAAACAACGUUUACCUAAAUAUCUAAAACUAACUGCAGGAGGUCAUGAAUUUAUAAUCAAAACUCAAUUUGCCUGGUUAUGCUCCAGUACAAUAAGAAAGAUGCUCUCUGGUAAUUAUAAGGAAGGAACUGGAGAAAUAUUUACUGUCCGUUUCAAAGACAUGCAGUCUCAUAUACUUGAGAAAGUAUGCGUUUAUAUUAUGUUUAAGGCUCAUUACGCUUGUAGCUUCUCAGCGAUCCCUGAGUUUACUGUCGACCCGAAUAUAUCUCUUGACUUGCUUAUUGCUGCUCAUUAUCUGGAUUGUUAGUUUACUGAGCGUGUAGCUUGAUUUAUUAUACUUAAUCUAACUGACAAUUUUUAUUAAAAAAAAACUGUAUUAAAUGGAAAAAGAAAUCCUUGAAAAUUUUUACGAGUUUUACAGAAGAGAUAGCUAAUUACGAAAAGACAAAAAAAAUAUAAACAGGCCUAUAUAUAUAUAUGAAAAAAAUUGCUCAUGUCCAAAAUGGCUAGUAUCUAGCAUGAAAAUGAAAAAAUAUACUUGUAUAAAAGAAAUUAGUAGUAAUGAAGAUUAUGACUCAUCGCUGAGAAGUCGUAGACUCGUGAACAUUCAUUAUAGAUGUAUUCUGGAUGAGGGUGCAUUUCAGUAAUUGGAACAGGAACAAAUUGUUGCUGUAAAUGGUAUUGCAUUUGGGGAGGGUAUGAUGGUAUUGGGUGCAUGUAGGCAGGAGGCUGUUGCUGCGGUGGUUGCUGCCAUAACAAAAAUUCUGCUACUCUCCUAAUCAUUACGGCUGAUGACAUUAUCUUGGCGUGCUCAGAUUUUUCAUAGAGUUUUUCGGUUUUUGCACAUAAAGAUCCACCAGUUUUAAUGUCAACUCUACAAGUACAAGAAAAAUAUAUUUUUCCACUCUCAGUUACCGUCCUCUCAAAUAUCCAAAUGGGAGUUUCUAGUCUAUUUAAAUCAUCACCAAAUUUGCAAAAUGCCAAUAGCAUAUUAACAAAACCAUUUGGAUCAAAUCUUCGAGCUCCAAGAUGUGAUUGGCGAUCAGUUUCCAAUCCAGGUACAACGUCUAGACGAUAAAAUUUGAAGCGAUUCGUUAUCCUUUCAACUAGGGGAUUAGCCAUUUUAAAUUGAGCCUUUGAGAGAACAACUGAUAGUUCUUGACCUUUGAAGACUCUACCAUUCAUAAUCGAAACGGCGAGUACACCAUCUUCGCUUGUUUUCAUAUCGAUAAAGGCCGCUUCAUUAAAACAUUUCACGUUUGCCACGGCAUCCGGUUUUCCAAUUGCCUUAUUAAAUUCUUCGCAAAGCUCUUCAGGCGUUGUAUCGACCCCUACGUUCCUAACAAACAAGUGUUUCAUACUUUCCGGUCUUUCACCCAUAAAUGCAACAUUGACUUGCUUAUGCUCCGGUUCAGCCCAUUCGCCACAAAUAGUAACUCCACCAACUUUAACUUUCUUCUGAAUUAUUAAUUUUCUAGCUUUGGCUGCUAGACGAUUAUUUUCAAAUUGAAUAAAAGCGAAUCCCCUAUUACUAUAAUUAGGUGGAUUAGUGCUAUUCUUAUAUAUAGUUACGUCCACUACACCCGCUAAGACUUUUGAUAGAUCAUUGAGUAUUUCGUCUUUGGUCAGAGUCCUUUUUAUGCAAGUUAUAUACAACUCUCUAUUAUCGAUGCUUAUUUUUACCGAAAUGGGGCAACCGGGUCUAAUAUGAGCGCCAUUCAAAUUAUCAACAGCCGCUUUGGCGCCUUCGGUCGAUGUAUACUUUACAAAAGCGAAACCUUGGGUGUUUAGUGCAUCCCAAUCUUCCAUCAUUAACCUUGUCUCAUACAAUUCUCCGACAGUACUAAAGAAAGGUACCAACUCAUCUUCCAAUAAAUUACGGGGUAGUGAAUUAACAAAAACUUCCGAACCUCUUUCCGGAUUAAAAGUCUUUAGUGGUGGCCUUGGUCCAAAAGUUCUUUGUCUUUUCUCGCGGUAAAUGGUACAGUCGAACUUCUUGCAUACAUCUUCAAUUUUAUCUUCAAGAACUAUCUCUCUUCUUUCUUUAGCUGCCAUGUCAAUGCUUCACCACCAAAUGACAGACGUAAUAACCCACUUUUGGUAUGGCGUGGGAACUUUCUGGAUAAAAAAUUGACUUUCAAUUGCUGAUUGGCUAGUUCACUAUCUUAAGUUGCUAAUAGGCUUUGAUUACGGUAGAUAGUUGCUCUGUGAUAUAAAUACCCCCUCUAAUUUUCCCAUGGAACUUUUAAAUUUUCUUUGUUUCCCACAAGAAUUACGCAGAACUUUCUAGAAUUUCAUCAUGUCUGGUCUGGCAGCCGACGUACUCACAGACAGACAGACAGGCGUCACCCUUUUUUUAU